Solanum lycopersicum (tomato) is the source of this 531-nucleotide messenger RNA. RefSeq lists its product as uncharacterized. Gene Ontology annotation, molecular function: small ribosomal subunit rRNA binding. The record is from RefSeq and is a predicted model, not a curated record. NCBI's taxonomy places the organism in Eukaryota, Viridiplantae, Streptophyta, Magnoliopsida, Solanales, Solanaceae. Gene Ontology annotation, cellular component: small-subunit processome; nucleolus.
AUGAAGAAGAAUCCGAAGAGAGUGAAAAAACAGAAACAACAUAAGAAAGCGUUGAAGUUUUAUAAAACUUGUUUUGGGUUUAGAGAGCCGUUUAAGAUCUUAUGUGAUGGAACAUUGGUGUAUACACUUGUUGUUAAAGACAUACCACUUAAGACUGCAUUGGAAAAUAGUCUUGGCGCCAGAGUUGAACUCUUUACAACCAGAUGCCUUCUUGCGGAGUUGGAGUUUGUUCUCUUAUCCAAAACACUGGAAGCAGAGAGUCUUCCCUUAUCCAAACAGGAAGCAGAGAGUCUUCCCAUAUCCAAAGCACUGGAAGCAGCUAAAAGUCUUUGUACUGUUGCACGAUUAGCAUUUAUUCUCUUCUUCUUAUUGCUUCUCUCCAGAGCAGGAUAUUGCAUAACUGAAGUUAUUGGGCAGAAAAAUUCUCAAAACUUUGUUGUUGCUACUGAAGAUGGUCAUUUGCGUGGACGUCUUCGAAAGACUACAGGACUAUAUUGUGAUUCACCAGUUGACCUUAGCAUGUGGGACUGA